Molecule: messenger RNA, 5322 nt
Organism: Oncorhynchus mykiss (rainbow trout)
Lineage: Eukaryota; Metazoa; Chordata; Actinopteri; Salmoniformes; Salmonidae
Source: RefSeq, a predicted model, not a curated record
AUGAUCACCUCUGAGCUGCCUGUCCUACAGGACUCGUCCAAUGAGAGCGGAGCGGCAGACACAGUGAGUCUGAGUGUGAGUGUGAGUGAGCUGGAGGACCCGACAGACACUAAAGGCAAGAAGAAGAGAGGGAGGCCUGGCAGACCACCAGCAGCCAAUAAGAAGCCUCGGAAGUCCCCAGCGGAGAAGGCUACAGGCGGGGCUAAAGGGAGGAAGGCCAAUGGGGUCCCUCAGACCAACGGCGAGGGAGGAGACCCCGUCACUCUGUUUGAGGUGGUCAGAAUGGGAAAGAGUGCCAUGCAGUCUGUGGUUGAUGACUGGAUCGAGUCGUACAAGCAGGACAGAGACAUCGCCUUACUGGACCUCAUCAACUUCUUUAUCCAGUGUUCUGGCUGCAAAGGCACGGUGCGCAUCGAGAUGUUCCGGAACAUGCAGAACGCGGAGAUCAUCAGGAAGAUGACAGAGGAGUUUGACGAGGACAGUGGGGACUACCCUCUCACCAUGCCCGGGCCGCUGUGGAAGAAGUUCCGCUACAACUUCUGUGAGUUCAUCUGCGUAUUGAUACGUCAGUGCCAGUACAGCAUCAUCUACGAUGAGUACCUCAUGGACACGGUCAUAUCCCUCCUCACGGGACUAUCUGACUCACAGGUCAGAGCUUUCAGACACACCAGCACACUGGCAGCGAUGAAGUUGAUGACAGCGUUGGUGAACGUGGCGUUGAACCUCAGUAUCCACCAGGACAACACCCAGAGACAGUAUGAGGCUGAGAGGAACAAGAUGGCCGGAAAACGAGCCAAUGAGAAGCUAGAGCUGCUGCUGCAGAAGAGGAAGGAGCUCCAGGAGAACCAGGAUGAGAUUGAGAACAUGAUGAACUCCAUCUUCAAAGGCAUCUUUGUCCACCGCUACAGGGAUGCUAUAGCUGAGAUCAGAGCUAUCUGUAUUGAGGAGAUUGGAGUUUGGAUGAAGAUGUACUCUGACGCCUUCCUCAACGACAGCUACCUGAAAUAUGUAGGAUGGACCUUACACGACCGGCAAGGUGAGGUCCGUCUGAAGUGUCUGAAGGCUCUCCAGAACCUGUACACCAACAGAGAACUGUUUCCUAAACUGGAGCUGUUCACCAACCGCUUCAAGGACCGCAUCGUGUCCAUGACUCUGGAUAAGGAGUAUGACGUGGCUGUGGAGGCUAUUAGACUGAUCACUCUCAUCCUGCAGGGCAGCGAGGAUGCGUUGUCCAAUGAGGACUGCGAGAAUGUCUACCACCUGGUUUACUCCGCCCACAGACCUGUCGCCGUGGCAGCAGGAGAGUUCCUGCACAGGAAGUUGUUCAGCAGACAUGACCCCCAGGCAGAGGAGGAGUUGGCUAAGAGGAGAGGGAGGAGCAGCCCCAACGGGAACCUCCUCCGCAUGCUGGUGCUGUUCUUCUUGGAGAGUGAGCUUCAUGAACAUGCAGCCUAUCUGGUGGACUCUCUGUGGGAGAGUUCUCAGGAGCUGCUGAAGGACUGGGAGUGUAUGACUGAGUUACUGCUGGAGGAGCCUGUACAAGGAGAGGAGGUGCUGUCAGACAGACAGGAGAGUUCCCUGAUAGAGUUGAUGGUGUGUACCAUCCGGCAGGCAGCAGAGGCUCACCCACCCGUCGGCAGGGGCACUGGGAAGCGUGUUCUCACAGCGAAGGAGAGGAAGACUCAGAUAGACGACAAGAACAAACUGACAGAACACUUCAUCAUGGCCCUGCCCAUGCUCCUGUCUAAGUACCAGGCCGACUCUGAGAAGGUGGCUAACCUGCUACAGAUCCCUAUGUUCUUUGAUCUGGACGUGUACAGCGCUGGGCGUAUGGAGAAGCACCUAGAUGCCUUACUGAAGCAGAUCCGCCUGGUGGUGGAGAAACACAUUGAGACAGACGUGCUGGAGGCCUGCAGUAAGACCUACAGCAUCCUGUGUUCUGAGGAGUACACCAUCAUGAACAGAGUGGACAUCGCCCGCUCGCAACUCAUCGACGAGAUAACGGACCGCUUCACACACUCCGUAGAAGACCUGCUGCAAGAGGCCGAGGAGGCCGACGAUGACGACAUCUACAACGUUCUGUCUACCCUCAAGAGACUCACGGCCUUCCACAAUGCUCAUGACCUGACGCGGUGGGACCUGUUUGGUAGCUGCUACAGGUUGUUGAAGGCUGGUAUUGAGCAGGGGGCCAUGCCAGAGCAGAUCGCUGUCCAGGCCCUGCAGUGUUCCCACUACUCCAUACUGUGGCAGCUGGUGAAAAUCACAGAGGGAACUCCUAGUAAGGAGGACCUGGUGGCUCUGAGGAGAGUGGUGAAGUCCUUCCUGGCUGUCUGUCAGCAGUGUCUGUCCAAUGUCAACACACCUGUGAAAGAACAGGCCUUCAUGUUGUUGUGUGACCUGCUGAUGGUCUUCAGUCACCAGUUGGUGUCUGGGGGCAGAGAAGGACUGGAGGCCCUGGUGUUCAACCCAGACAGCACCUUACAGAACGAGCUGCUCACCUUCAUCCUGGACCACGUCUUUAUAGACCAGGACGAUGAGAACCAGAGCAUGGAAGGCGACGAGGAGGAUGAAGCCAAUAAGAUAGAAGCCCUUCACAAGAGGAGAAACCUGCUCGCAGCCUUCAGCAAACUCAUCAUCUAUGACAUCGUGGACAUGCCUGCUGCUGCAGACAUCUUCAAACACUACAUGAAGUAUUAUAAUGACUAUGGUGAUAUCAUCAAGGAGACUCUCAGUAAGACCAGACAGAGUGAUAAGAUCCUCUGUGCCAAAACCCUCAUCCUCAGUCUGCAACAGCUGUUCAACGAGCUUCUCCAGGACCAGGGUCCUACUCUGGACAGAACAUCGUCUCACGUCAGCGGCAUCAAGGAGUUGGCCCGGCGCUUCGCCCUCACCUUCGGCCUGGACCAGAUCAAAACCAGAGAGGCUGUCGCUACGCUGCACAAAGAUGGUAUAGAGUUUGCCUUUAAGUACCAGAACCCCCAUGGUGCAGAGUUCCCUCCUCCUAACCUGGCCUUCCUAGAGGUCCUCUCAGAGUUCUCCUCCAAACUGCUGCGACAGGACAAGAAGACUGUUCACUCGUAUCUGGAGAAGUUUAUGUCGGAGUCGAUGUCGGAGCGUCGUGAGGACGUGUGGCUGCCCUUAAUCUCCUACCGGAACAGUCUGCUAACAGGAGGAGAGGAUGGGGACCGGAUGUCGGUAACGUCAGGCGCCAGCAGCAAGACCAGCUCCAUCCGCAGCAAGAAGGGACGGACGCCAAUACACAAGAGUAAACGCAUCGAGGAGGAGAGUAGUGUGGAGGCCUCCUGGCUUCGUGGUAAUGACAACCUCCAGACACCGGGGGCGCUAACCACCCCUCAGCUCACCUCCACCGUCCUCAGAGAAAACCCACGGCAGGCGGCGGACACACACCUACCUGACCACGACUCUGAACCUGGCUCAGAGAACGACUAUGUACACAAUCCCCAGAUGCAGAUGUCUUGGCUAGGCCAACAGAAGAUGGAGGACAGCAGGAAGGAUAGAACAGCCAUGAACUACAUGAAGGCCCGCAACCAGACUGUCAGACAAACUGUUCGUGGUCUGAUGGAGGAUGACGCAGAGCCAAUCUUUGAGGACGUCAUGAUGUCAUCGCGAGGUCAACUGGAGGACAUGAACGAGGAGUUCGAAGACACCAUGGUCAUCGACCUGCCUCCCUCCAGGAACAGGCGUGAGAGGGCGGAGCUCAGACCAGACUUCUUCGACUCAGCAGCCAUGAUCGAGGACGAGUCGGGUUUCACCAUGCCCAUGUUCUGAUCCAGUGUUCCCAGUCCUUCCUGAAAGGGAGAGGGGCCUUCGACAUGAUGAGCUGUCAAACAUCAGACUGUCUGUCAGAACUUUUAUCACACACACUCGAACUCUGAUCAGCCAGUUGACAGCUUUGUGUGUGUGUGUGGAGUGGAUCCCUUCCAGAGAACCACUCACUGGCCGGCCGAAAGAUCCCGCUCAACCCUGAGAAUUUCGGACAGAGUAUCUAUCGUACAUAGAGAAGAUCUUUUAUCAUUCAGUGGACGUGUGGGUGUGUUGGCUACAAACCGGACAGAAUAUCAGACAAAAUAUCUAUCGUACAUAGAGAAGAUCUUUUAUCGUUCAGUGGACGUGUGGGUGUGUUGGCUACAAACCGGACAGAAUAUCAGACAAACUAUCGUACAAAACAUUGUUCAACAUUUCUUUAAAAAUAUUGUAAACUUUGGCCCUCCUUGUUUGUUCCCACUGACUUGUUUUAACUUCCUGUUAUUGUUAGCGUUUUGGCUAAUCUCUCCACUAGCUCUGUGGUUCUCGUGGCCCUGUGCGCCCGGCUAUACAGUCCCCCAUGCCACAGAGUUGUAUGGUUGUUUCGUUCCACUUCCGACGUCAUGUAUAGUCCUCCCACCCCCCCAGAUGGAACUUGAUAUUAAAUGUGAUAAUUCUUUACUCUUUCAUUUCUUUACUCUCUCACUCCUGUCUCGUCCCUCUUUACUCUCUCUUCCCCUUUGAUAGUGUUGAGAAUAUCCUUUAUUUAGUUUUAUUGGCAAAUGCACCAAACAGCAACCAAUGGGACAGAACUAGAAGAGUUCUCAUUGGCCAUACAAGAGGCUGUGACGUCAUAGCCAAAUCCCAAGCCCCUCCCCCCUCAGCUCCAGACAGACACACCCACGGUUGAAUCGCAGCUUUUUAAAAACGUUUUAAAAAUAAAUAUAUUUUGAAUUUCAGUAGCUUUAGUACAAAGUUUUAAAUCAAGUGAGUUUUGUGUUCUGAUAUUUGUACAGUUAUCUUUCUGAAAAAGUAUCUUGUUUGUUGCCAAACGGUUGCCUAAAUGCUUAUAUCUGAUUAGUCCCUACUGCUCAGGCUGUUGCCAUGGAUACCCAGCCUGUUAAGCGCCAUAUAAGGGUGUGUCCAGUGCGACCGUAGAUGUCGUGCAGACUCAGUCUAAAGUGACUUCCUUUUCAUCUGCACUGAUGAGGAAGAACUGGACAGGUAACCGCUAAUAUCCAGUAGCCUUCUACCAUAUUCAUUUCACCUGUCCUCUUUUCAGAUCAGUGCAUAUGAAGGUGGAGACCAGCAGAGAAUACCCCUCUAGUCUUAUGUGGCUGUAGUUACACAUAACAGUUGAUUGGUUGUCUUAUCACUUUGACCCAUCCCUAUUGUUCUUCUGCUGGCUGGUUAAGCUGCCCUUCUGUAAAUAUCAGAGAUGAUUGGUUCUUUCUGUAGCGAUGGCAUCACCUGCCCUUUAACCUUCUAAAAUACUUUUUUUCUUCCUGUGAACUUGUUGCUCUUAUCUUUUUUAAAUAAAUAAAAUCUGUAAUCUAA